UGAAAAUUUCGAAUACGAUUCUUGGAAAAAAUCUCUUUACGUAUUUAAUGAAGUCUACAUUUUAUGGUCAUUUUGUUGCUGGAGAAGAUGAAAUAAAAAUUGCGCCGGUACUCGAAAGAUUGCGACAGUUCGGUGUUAAACCAAUCCUUGAUUACUCGGUAGAAGAAGACAUUUCUCAAGAGGAAGCUGAACGACGUGAAUUACAGGCAUCCGUAUCUGAGGCUGGUGAUGAAAAAAGUUCCGGAACAAUAAAAAAAUACCACGUGGAAAAAUCUUUCGCUGAUAGACGAUACAAAGUAUCCUCCGCGAGAACAUAUUUCUACUUGAAUGAAGCUUCUUGUGAAAGGAACAUGGAUAUUUUUAUUAAGUGUCUUGAGGCAGUAGCACAUAAUUCACAUGGAACAGGCUUUACGGCGAUAAAACUAACUGCUCUUGGAAGGCCACAGCUUUUGCUACAACUGUCUGAGGUAAUUAUGCGUGCACGUCAGUACGUCUCGGAUGUCGUGGGUGGCGAGGGCGCCGUAUUGGCACACCACGCCAAACCUGAAAUUUUUGAGAAAAAGUUUGAAGAGGCGCACAUAAGAGAGUCCGCUCCUGUUCAGAAAUUCUUGAAAAAGAUUCAGUCAGACAAAGAAGGAAACGUCAUCCAUUUAUUUCCAUGGAGUGGUAUUUUGGACGAGAACUACGAGUUAAGCGAGACUUUCCAAGUGCCGGAUAUCAAGACGGGACAAAUGGUUAAACUAAUGACCCAAUUAACAACGAAAGAAGAGGAAAUGUUUCGAAAUAUGGUUAGACGACUCAAUACUAUUGUAGCGACGGCCGAUAAACUGGAUGUGCGCAUCAUGAUAGACGCAGAGCAGACUUACUUCCAACCGGCUAUUUCUCGAUUGACACUGGAGAUGAUGCGCAAGUACAAUACAAAGAGGGCCGUGGUCUUCAACACGUACCAGACAUACCUACAGGAUGCGUUUAUGGAGGUUAAGACUGAUCUCGAACAAGCUGAACGUCAGAACUUCCACUUUGGUGCCAAGAUAGUGCGGGGUGCUUAUAUAGAGCAGGAGAGAGCUCGAGCUGCAGCAAUGGGCUACGCAGAUCCGACGAAUCCUUCCUACGAAGCUACUACGGAAUCAUAUCACAAAACUCUUAUGGAGUGUCUACGCAGAAUGAAGCAGUACAAAGACAAAGGCGAAGAUUGCAACAAAAUUGGUAUCAUGGUGGCUUCGCACAAUGAAGAUACAGUGCGCUUCGCUAUUGAAAAAAUGAAGGAAAUCGGUAUUUCGCCCGAAGAUAAAGUUAUUUGUUUUGGUCAACUAUUUGGCAUGUGCGAUUACCUGACAUUCCCACUUGGUCAGUCCGGUUAUUCAGCCUAUAAAUACAUACCAUAUGGACCUGUGAAUGAGGUGCUACCGUAUUUGUCCCGACGAACGCAGGAAAACCGCGGCGUACUUAAGAAGAUCAAGAAAGAAAAGAAUUUGUUGCUGUCUGAAAUAUUUAGACGUAUCAUUAAGGGCAAGAUCUUUUACAAACCCAAGGGCAAUUACAUCCCGGUAUGAACGCCUCCAAUACCGGAUAUCGUGUGCCGCGCAUGCGAUCCGAAGACCUUAGUUAGUGUGAACACGGCUUAAAAUUCGCGACCGAUAUAAAGUAAAUAGAAAAAUGUAAAAAACAAAAAAAAAAAAAAAAAAAUUAACAAAAA
Ceratosolen solmsi marchali is the source of this 1696-nucleotide messenger RNA. It is a transcript of the gene slgA, whose product is annotated as proline dehydrogenase slgA. NCBI's taxonomy places the organism in Eukaryota, Metazoa, Arthropoda, Insecta, Hymenoptera, Agaonidae. Gene Ontology annotation, cellular component: mitochondrion. The record is from RefSeq and is a predicted model, not a curated record. The transcript is spliced from 11 exons. Bases 48 to 1553 code for a protein of 501 amino acids. Gene Ontology annotation, molecular function: FAD binding; proline dehydrogenase activity.